This is a messenger RNA of Cuscuta epithymum, 1052 nucleotides long. NCBI's taxonomy places the organism in Eukaryota, Viridiplantae, Streptophyta, Magnoliopsida, Solanales, Convolvulaceae. The record is from the annotation of a GenBank genome assembly.
AACCAUUUUUAAGUGAAACCCUUGAUAAAUCUCAUAGAUCUCCACCGAUUCGACAUGGCGGCAUCAUCUUCCUCCCUCUCGGACUCUUCCUCGUCCUCAUCCCGCCGUCGCAAACGGCGCCUCCGCCGUCACAGGGACCGUGACAUGCCAAAUGUCCGGAAGGAAAAACGCCCCCACAUCAAACGACGUCAUGACCGCCCUCCCUCGUCCUCCGACAGAGGCCGCUGCUCAUCUUAUUCGUCUUCUGAUUAUUGCAGCUCUUCAGACAGUGAUCAUGAAUCACCGGAGCAUCAUAAAAAGCGCAAACACAAAGAUACAUCUAGCAAGAAAAAGGACAAGAAAAAAGGAAAAAGACACAAGUCUAAACAUCAAAAGCAUAAUACCAAGGAGAAACAGGAGAGAUGUAGUAGCCCUGUACAACUGUCCAAGUUUUUGGGCCGAGACAAGGAUGAUGGUGUCCGUCGCAGUGCUGUCUCUGGCAAGAAGAUUCUCUUGAAGCUUGACAAAACAAAGGAGGACAAGGAAGCAGAGAACAAAAGGAACGAAUUGCUCAGGUUCUUGAAUGCAAGUUAUGACUGAUUAUGUGGAGAAUACAAGCCCUUCCGGUUUCAUUUUGUGGGUGGAAGUGGACUUGCCUGAAGCCUUGGGUGAUUAUCACUGUCCUUGUGUGUUCAACUCAUUUUCAUAGUAUUGCAUGGUGAAGUUAAAGGGUGCUGUGAUGUGCGGCCUUGACAUUCCCCCAGUGAAGGUUUCACUGUCUGUUCUACUCUGAUUCCUGAAAUGUGGCAACCUUUGGUACUUUAUUAUUAGGCAGAUUUUAUUUUGGGGUUGUGCCCUAUUAUCUUGUUUUUCUUUCCCUUUAGAUUUUUUUUAUGAAAAGAAUACUUUUCUUCUCUUAACAUAUUUUAUUUUUAUUUCUGCAACAUACAAGUAAACCUUAUGAAAAGGCUAAUAUCUAUUUUGCAUUGAAAUUGACAGUGUCCUUUGCAUUUCAAAAUGUUAUGUUAUUAUUAAGAAAGUUGUGUAACUUCAGAGAAAAUUGUGUUAUUAUU